AUGUCUAAUAAAAAACAAACUUUUAACCCAAAAUUUAAACAAUGGAAAUUUAGACCUACAAUGUUAUGUUAUGGGUAUCUUUCAGAAAAUGGUAUAAUAAUAACAGAUAAUUCAAUAAUUGAUCAUUUAACAUUUAAUGGUUCAUAUGGAAAAGUUAUUGGUCAACGUAUGAAUUUUCAAACAUUAUCCUGUUUCUCGGAUGGAGAAUCAUUAAUAGGAUAUAACAGAAUUGCUUUCUAUUUGGCAGAGUGUUUAGAAUUAUUAACAAUUUAUUCUUUACAAAAUGAAAAAUUGACAACUGAUGAAUUUUGGAGUUUAUGUAUUAAUUGGGAUAAAAAUUUUUUAAUUGACUAUGCUGUAUAUAAAUUUUUUAAAGAAAAAUAUUGGGUUAUACGGACUGGACUUAAUUUUGGAUGUAAAUAUAUUUUAUAUAAAAAUUCACCUGAGAUAUGUCAUGGUAAUGCAGCUGUCUAUAUUAUGCCUAAAUCUACAUUUGAAAAAUCUGAUUUUGAAACAAAUGCAAGUAGGGCACAACAACGUCUACUAAGUAAUGUUAAAAAAGAUUUAAUUUAUUGUUAUAUUACUUUUCUUAAAAAUGACUUUAAUAUAAAUGAUAAAGAAUGUCUUAAAUUUAUUAAAGUUACUAUGAAAGGUAUAAAAGCACGAAAUUCAUGA
Molecule: messenger RNA, 675 nt
Organism: Strongyloides ratti
Lineage: Eukaryota; Metazoa; Nematoda; Chromadorea; Rhabditida; Strongyloididae
Product: tRNA-splicing endonuclease subunit Sen2
Exons: 3
Coding region: 1-675 (224 amino acids)
Biological process (GO): tRNA-type intron splice site recognition and cleavage; tRNA splicing, via endonucleolytic cleavage and ligation
Cellular component (GO): tRNA-intron endonuclease complex
Molecular function (GO): tRNA-intron lyase activity; nucleic acid binding
Source: RefSeq, a predicted model, not a curated record